AUGCAGAGUCAUUUGAAGCCAACUCAUCCGACAUCGGAUCUGCCUAAAGCGGCCACUCACAGGGGGCAGAUUCUUGUCCGGGUGGCCCUGCAUUGCCAAGCGCCCAGGUCAAACCGCGACGACAUCCUCUCCCAACGUCAUGCGGGGAAAGAGCAUUCCCAAAACUUCUCCAGCAAGAAAGAUGGUGCCCUCAAGGCUGCAAUUAUGCCCUCCACGAAUCCUACUUAUAACAUCGCCUCCAUCCCCGGCGACGGCAUUGGUCCCGAAGUCAUCAGUGCUGCCAUCACGGUCCUCCAAAAGCUCGCCUCCACCCUAGGAACCUUCGCGUUCCGGUUCGAUCAUUUACCCUGGAGCAGUGAACAAUACAAAGCGCAUGGCCGCUACAUUCCGGACGGUGGGUUGGAAGAGCUAAGGAAGUACGAUGCCAUCUUGUUCGGCUCUGUAGGAGAUCCUGAUGUACCAGAUCACAUCUCGCUCACCGGCCUCCGCCUAACCGUUAUUCGUCACCUUCACCACUACGCCAACCUCCGACCCACCCGCCUCCUGCGCGGUUGCUCCUCUCCUCUCGCUGCACUCUCCGCCAACCCUUCCCUUCUAGAUUGGGUCAUAGUCCGCGAAAAUAGCGAGGGAGAGUAUUCAGGUCAAGGCGGACGCACACACGUGGGUACACCAUGGGAAGUAGCUACCGAAGUAGCGAUCUUCACCCGACAUGGCGUGGAGAGGAUAAUGAGGUUUGCUUUUGAGACGGCGCGGGAGCGGGGAAGGAAGAAGGGAAAGCGGGGUAAACUGUGUGUGGUGACCAAGUCGAAUGCUCAAAUCCAUGGUCUCGUUCUUUGGGAUGAAGUCGCCGCUGUGGUUUCCAAAGACUUCCCAGAUGUGGAAUGGGAGAAAAUGCUCGUCGAUGCCAUGACCGUCCGUAUGACUCUACAUCCGGAGACCUUGGAUACAAUGGUCGCCACGAAUCUUCAUGCAGACAUCCUGAGCGAUCUGGCGGCUGCUCUAGCCGGUAGUAUCGGCAUAGCGCCAACGAGCAAUCUCGAUCCCACAAGAGCGAAUCCAAGUAUGUUUGAGCCUAUCCACGGGAGUGCGUUCGAAAUAGUUGGCAAGGGUGUUGCGAAUCCAAUUGGAGCGAUUUGGACCGCGGCCGAAAUGUUGAGAUGGUUGGGGGAAGAGGAAGCUGCUGAUGUGUUGAUGAAGAGUAUGGAGAACGUAAUCGAGAAAGGGUGUAGGACAGUGGAUCUUGGGGGCGAUGCGAGGACCGAGGACGUUACAAGCGAAAUCUGUAGGGAUAUUGAAAGUGGCCUAGGCCAGGAUUCUCGCAGGCCGCCUCUCGUCAGGAACCCCCAGAUACAGUCCGCCACACUCCUCAACCCUCUGCCACUAUUCUUGCAUCUAUAUGUCUGGCCAUUUUUGGCAAUAUGGCCUGUCUUCUUCGCCUUCUAUCUAUCCGAGGAGCGAUACAACACCUACAUAAAUGGGUCUGAAUGGACAUUUGUUUGGGCGGGCUCGAUAGUCACACUGCAAUCUUUGACCUGGCUUACGACUAAAUGGAAUGUCAACAUUGACGCUCUGUUUACAUCUAUUAAAGCUAAGGCGGUGCGAGACGCCUCGCUGAUCAAGGUCAUUCCUGUUACAAAUGCUGGAUCGGCGGAGGUUUGCAAGUUACUCAGGGACAAUAUUGGCGGAAAGCAGAACGUAUCGUUCCUCUUCCAGAAGCGCCGGUUCCUCUACAAUGCCGAAGAGAACAGCUUUGCGCCUAUGUCAUACGAGAUAGAUAAAGAGCCGAGACCAGCCAUCAGGACGUUCCAAGAAUCGCAAGGCCUCCUAACACGCGAAGAGUUCGAUCGGGUCCAACAACAUUAUGGUGAUAAUACAUUCGACAUCCCAGUACCAACAUUUACAGAGCUGUGGAAGGAGCACGCUGUGGCACCCUUCUUCAUCUUCCAGAUGUUCUGCGUGGGGCUCUGGCUGUUGGACGACUACUGGUACUACUCACUUUUUACAUUGGUUAUGCUGGUUGGAUUUGAGAGCACCGUAGUUUGGCAGAGACAAAGAACGCUGAACGAGUUUCGCGGGAUGAGCAUACAACCGUACCCUCUCUGGGUCUACAGGCAGAACAAGUGGGAAUUGGACUCAAGUGACAAGCUUCUUCCCGGAGAUCUGGUUUCUGUGGAUCGGACGAAAGAGGAUAGCGGAGUCGCCUGUGACAUGCUCUUGGUCGAAGGCACCGCAAUUGUAAAUGAAGCUAUGCUGUCUGGGGAAAGUACGCCGCUGCUCAAAGAUUCCGUUCAGCUUCGUCCUGGUGAUGCGCCAAUUGAUCCGGAGGGCCUUGACAAGAAUGCUUUCCUCUACGGCGGUACCAAGGUUUUGCAGGUCACUCAUGGUAACGCCAGCGAAGAUGCACCGGAGACCGUCCCUACCUUGGCUUCUGGAGUUGAGCCUCCACCAGACAAGGGAGCAAUGGCUAUCGUUGUGAAGACUGGUUUUGAGACGAGCCAGGGAAGCUUGGUCCGUACGAUGAUUUACUCAACCGAGCGAGUCUCAGCCAACAACGUGGAAGCUCUGUUGUUCAUUCUGUUCUUGCUCAUCUUUGCAAUCGCCGCAUCAUGGUAUGUCUGGGUUGAGGGUGUUGCCCAGGAUCGGAAACGCUCGAAGCUGUUGCUCGACUGCGUCCUGAUCAUCACAAGCGUAGUCCCGCCAGAGCUUCCCAUGGAGCUUAGUCUCGCAGUCAAUACCAGUCUUGCAGCCCUAAGUAAAUACGCCAUUUUCUGUACCGAGCCAUUCCGGAUACCUUUCGCUGGAAGAGUCGACAUUGCUUGCUUCGACAAGACCGGUACCUUGACUGGGGAAGACUUAGUUGUGGAUGGCAUCGCUGGGCUAUCGCUGGGUGAUAAGAACGCGAAGACCGAGAAAGACGGCGCUCACAGCAAGUUGACUUCUGUGCUCGAGGCUGGCCAGCAGACGACGCUUGUUCUUGCGACUGCUCAUGCUUUGGUAAAGUUGGACGAGGGAGAAGUUGUUGGGGAUCCAAUGGAAAAGGCCACUCUGACCUCGCUUGGCUGGACACUUGGUCGCAAUGAUACUCUCCAUGGCAGAUCGACAGCAAUUGGCAAGGGAAACACAAGCGGCGGCGAACUUGUACAAAUUAAGCGACGCUUCCAAUUCUCCUCGUCAUUGAAACGGCAAAGCUCUGUGGCAACUGUACUCACCACAGACCGAGCAACCGGUAGGAAAGUUCGGGGUACAUUUGUUGGCGUGAAGGGAGCGCCAGAGACAAUUCGUACAAUGCUUACCACGAUACCACCAAAUUAUGAGGAGACGUUUAAGUUCUUCACAAGGAAUGGAGGACGAGUACUAGCCCUAGGGUAUCGAUAUCUCUCCGCAGACGCGGAGCUCGGCCAGAAAAAGAUCAACGACUUGAAGCGGGAGGAAGUAGAAGCAGAUCUGACUUUUGCUGGCUUCCUAGUACUCCAGUGCCCUCUUAAAGAAGACGCGAUGCGGGCUGUUCGAAUGCUCAACGAGAGCAGUCAUCGUUGCGUCAUGAUCACUGGCGAUAACCCUCUGACCGCGGUGCAUGUCGCUCGCCAAGUUGAGAUUAUCGAUCGGGACGUCCUCAUCCUUGAUGCUCCCGAGCACGAUGAUAGCGGUAAGAAGCUUGUGUGGCGAAGCGUUGACGAUAAGAUCAAUAUCCCUGUCGACCCUAGCAAACCUUUGGAUGAGAAGAUCGUGAACAAGAAAGAUCUUUGCGUUACUGGUUAUGCUUUGUCAAAGUACAAGAACGAGGCCGCUCUUCCUCAAUUGCUCCGGCACACAUGGGUCUACGCUCGAGUCUCGCCGAAGCAAAAAGAAGAUAUUCUGCUUGGCCUGAAGGAUGCUGGCUACACCACGCUUAUGUGUGGUGAUGGUACGAACGACGUGGGAGCUUUGAAGCAAGCUCACAUAGGUGUAGCCCUCCUCAACGGCUCCCAGGACGACCUGAACCGAAUAGCGGAGCAUUACAGAACUACUAAGAUGAAAGAGAUCUAUGAAAAGCAAGUCGGCAUCAUGAAGCGAUUCAACCAGCCUCCACCACCUGUCCCGAUACAAGUUGCCCAUCUUUAUCCUCCUGGGCCGAUUAAUCCUCAUUACGAGAAAGCAAUGCAACAACAAGCGGAGAGAAAAGGAGCUGCUGGAGGUGUGGCAGCCAACGCGCCUGCUGCAGAGAAGAAAGAAAUCCCUGAAACCACCGCUCCACCCCCACAGGCAAAUGGUAACCUCACACCUGAGCAAAAGAAGCAACAAAAAGCGGCACAGCAGGCAGCCGGUCUUGCUGACAAAUUCACAGCUUCGAUGAUGGAGCAGGAGCUUGAUGAGAGUGAGCCUCCUAGGAUCAAGCUUGGUGAUGCAUCUGUGGCAGCUCCUUUUACGAGCAAGCUUGCAAACGUGAUUGCCAUUCCAAACAUCAUCCGACAAGGGCGCUGUACGUUGGUGGCAACAAUACAGAUGUACAAGAUUCUGGCGCUCAAUUGCUUGAUCAGUGCUUACAGCUUGAGUGUAUUGUACUUGGAAGGCAUCAAGUUCGGAGACGGCCAGGUGACGAUCAGCGGCAUGCUCAUGAGCGUCUGCUUUCUCUCUAUCUCACGAGCCAAGUCUGUCGAAGGCCUCUCCAAAGAACGUCCCCAACCCAACAUCUUCAAUCCAUACAUCAUCGGCUCCGUUCUCGGCCAAUUCGCCAUCCACAUUGUCACCCUCGUCUACCUCUCCAAUUACGUUCAGAGUAUCGAGCCCCGAGCCGAGAAGAUCGACCUCGAAGGCGAAUUCGAACCCUCCCUGCUCAACAGCGCCGUUUAUCUGCUCCAACUCAUCCAGCAAAUCUCUACCUUCGCUAUCAACUAUCAAGGUCGCCCCUUCCGAGAAGGUAUCAGCGAGAACCGCGGCAUGUAUUGGGGCCUUAUCCUCGUGUCUGGUGUAGCUUUCUCUUGCUCGACGGAGUUCAUCCCUGAGAUCAACGAGAGGCUGAAACUCGUGCCCUUCAGCACGGAGUUCAAGUUCAUCAUGACCGGUCUUAUGGUCGUUGACUUCGUGGGUUGUUACGUCAUCGAAGUCGUGCUGAAGUAUCUGUACAGUGAUUUCCGACCGAAGGAUAUUGCAGUGAGGAGGGACGAUCAAUUGAGGGCGGAGGAUUCGCGGAAGGCCAAGGAGGCUUAUGAGAAAAUAGAGGACGACAAGAAGAUCGUGAGUAAUGGGGUUGCAUAG
This is a messenger RNA of Letharia lupina, 5235 nucleotides long. RefSeq lists its product as uncharacterized. The transcript has 5 exons. Lineage: Eukaryota; Fungi; Ascomycota; Lecanoromycetes; Lecanorales; Parmeliaceae. Gene Ontology annotation, biological process: intracellular calcium ion homeostasis. Gene Ontology annotation, molecular function: magnesium ion binding; oxidoreductase activity, acting on the CH-OH group of donors, NAD or NADP as acceptor; NAD binding. The record is from RefSeq and is a predicted model, not a curated record. Gene Ontology annotation, cellular component: endoplasmic reticulum membrane. The coding region runs from base 1 to 5235 and encodes 1744 amino acids.